CUCGCUUGCUCUAUGCCCAGAGACGGAGCAAGAGAGCAGCAUAGCAGUCCUGCCAACCCACCCAACACCUGCCCCUUCGGGCUGCGAGAGCUGACAAGCCAGCCAAAGACGAGACAAGCCCAGCCCAGCUCGGGACCACUCGAGGAAACCGAGCCGUCCAGCAGUGAGGACAACCAGGCUACAGGGACUCUCCUUCCCUUCCACUCACACACACGCACAUCACAGGAGGGACCGGCUACCUACUCAGAGAAGGAAAUGGAGGAGCCAGUCACUCUGCUCCUCGUGCUGUGUCUGGCUGGGGACGCUGCCUCCACAAUGAGCACAGUCACCCCCACCCAGGGUGUUCCUUGUCCCUCGGACUGCUCCUGCGUGGUCUCCCAGCAACACGUCACCUGUGAGGGUGGGCUGACCAGCAUCCCGGAGGGUCUGCCGACCGACACCAGAGAACUGCGCCUCUCGUCCAACCACCUGCCGCUCAUCGGCUCGGGCUGCUUCUCGAACCUCUCGCAUCUCAUCGCCCUGCACCUCACAAGCAGCCAAGUGUCUCUGGUCAACCCUGGGUCCUUCCAGGGCCUGGUCAGCCUUCAGUACCUGCACCUGGACCAAAACCGAAUCGAACAGCUGGAAGAGGGGGUGUUUAGGGACCUCACCGCAGUCACCUACCUGCAUCUGGCAAACAAUCUCAUCUCCGCUUUGAAGCCAGGCCUGUUCUCCUCUAUGAAGCAACUGAAUGUUCUGUACCUCAACGAUAACCAGCUGACAGAGAUUGCAGCUCGCACCUUCCAGGGGCUGACUAGCCUUCGCUGGCUCUACCUGAGCCAAAACCGUAUCUCCAAAAUCUCCCCCUCCGCCUUCCAGCGUUCGAGUCCUUUACAGAGGCUUCACCUCGACAGCAACUCACUGACGAACGUGUCUGCGGAUGCCAUGCGCCUCCCGAACAGACUGACCGUCCUCAACCUGAGCAACAACAAGAUCAGACGCCUUCAGUACAACUCCAUCCUCCGGCGGCUGAAGUUCCUGAUCGAGCUCGACCUGGACAACACCAGCCUGGAGGCUGUGUCCUCCAAGGCCUUCUCCAGGCUCUACCGGCUACAGGUGCUGAACCUGAGAGACAACAGGCUGGACACGCUGUACUUCGCCAAGCGGCUGAAGUCCCUGGCCCAGCUGCGGGUCAGCGGGAACCCCUGGUGCUGUGACUGCAGGCUGGUCUGGCUGAAACGUUGGCUCCAGGACUGGAACGAGACGGAGGUAGAGCGAGUGCGAUGUGGCUCCCCUGACGCCUUGUCUGGGCUGACGUUGGUCGAGGUCCCGCUGCAGCAACUGACUUGUCUGCCCGAUGCUCAGAACACCUCCACUGUGCCACCGAAACCCGUCAGCGACGGAGUCCACGUGGGCGGUGUUUCUCUGUCUGCCCGUACCAGCCCGCGCCCUACCCUCCCGCUCGUGCCCGCAGUCGUUGCCCCCCGCGCCAGGAAGAUGGCGACGGGCCUGAUCGCUCGCCGGGACAAGACGGCAGAUCUCUGUCUGUCCGAACGCAUCCGGACCAUCGCCGUGAGCGAGAUCGGCGAGAGCACCCUGGUGGUCAACUGGCACGUGGACCGGGACCUGGGCGACGAGUACGAGGUGAGGUACGAGACAGGGGAGCAGAGCAAGGGGCUCAGGAUGAUUGGCGGCGUGAGCGAGGUGGAGCUGAGCGAGCUGAGCCCGGAGCUCUCUACAACGUGUGCGUCAUCCCCCAGGGCGGAGCGGGCUUCAGUCCUUGCUUACAGCCCGAGCCUCAGCAGUGCGCCCAGGCCCAGACUCUGACCGUCUCCUCCUCCUCCUCCUCCUGGGUCAAGAGGCAGCAGUUUGCCCUCGGGGUGGGGGUGACGGUCGUCGUACUCCUGCUCCUGGUUGCCGUCUUUCUGGUGGGUCUCAGGGUUAAGCUGAACCGUGCCGGCUUCCAGAGACACUACGACGACGACGACGACAACGUAAGUGGUUACGUCGAACAUUUCCACAUCGACCAGGGCGGGUACGAUAACACGGCUGCCGUGACAGUCGACUACGUAAGAACAUAGGGACUUGCUCGACCGAAGAAAGAAAGACCGAGAUCUGUACUGCACUGUACUGUGCCCCGAGAUAUUAUUUCCUGAAAGAAAUCUAAUCUAACCUGCUUCUUGAAAGAUUCGACACUGUCUUGCUUCCACCGUCUUGUCUUCCUAGGGAGCCUGUUCUGUGCAUUUACCACUCGCUCACUAACGUGGUGUGUGGGGGGGGUCCAGUGGGGUAUUGGUUAGAGCGCUCGCCUCUUGAGCGACCGGGCCAGGAUCCGAUUCCCGGGUAGGGCGAAACGUUAGGCGAGUUUCCUUACUCCACCCACGCACACGCGCACGCAUCUGUUUACCUAGCAGCAAAAGAAACCCGGUUAUUAGUCGAUUUCCGGGGGCAAUAAU
Callorhinchus milii (elephant shark) is the source of this 2435-nucleotide messenger RNA. Its product is annotated as chondroadherin. Gene Ontology annotation, molecular function: protein binding. The coding region runs from base 13 to 1806 and encodes 597 amino acids. The record is from RefSeq and is a predicted model, not a curated record. The transcript is spliced from 4 exons. NCBI's taxonomy places the organism in Eukaryota, Metazoa, Chordata, Chondrichthyes, Chimaeriformes, Callorhinchidae.